Molecule: messenger RNA, 1629 nt
Organism: Puccinia triticina
Lineage: Eukaryota; Fungi; Basidiomycota; Pucciniomycetes; Pucciniales; Pucciniaceae
Exons: 18
Coding region: 1-1629 (542 amino acids)
Biological process (GO): hydrogen peroxide catabolic process; response to hydrogen peroxide
Cellular component (GO): peroxisome; cytoplasm; mitochondrion
Molecular function (GO): heme binding; catalase activity
Source: RefSeq, a predicted model, not a curated record
AUGCGCAACUGGGCCCCGCUCACGGUGGGCUCUGCGCUCGUCCUGGCAUGCACGGUAGCCGGGUGGCCGUCGCUGGCCGAGCCGGCGGCGAACGACAAGCUCCGGCCGCGCCAGUCGUCACAGACGGUGUUCGAGGGCGCGCUGGCCACGCAGAUCCAGGCCUCGCACCAGUCCGCCGAGGCGCUCGUGUACACCUCCGGCAACGGCCAGGCCUACGCAACGCCCUUCGCCGCCCAGCGCAUCGGCACCGACGGCCCCCUGCUGCUCCAGGAUACCCAUCUGGUCGACAACCAGGCCCUCUUCAAUCGCAAAAAUAUCCCCGACCGCGUCGUCCAUGCUCUCGGCGCCGGCGCGCACGGCUUCUUCACCACCACCACCGACUUCGCGCGCCAGUACACGAUGAUGAGUCUUUUCCAACGCGUCGGCCAAACUACGCCGAUCACAAUGCGCUUCUCCAACGCCGGCGGCCAUAAAGGCAGCCCAGACACGGGCCGGAACGUCCGCGGAUUCGCCGUCAAAUUCCGGACUCCGAACGGAAACUGGGACCUUCUCAUGAAUAAUUCUCCCAUCUUCUUUCUUCGAGACCCGGCCAAGUUUCCUGCCCUGAUCCAAGCCGUAGGGGAAAAUCAGCAAACAGGCCGGGCCGAUUCGGAUGCGUUUUUUGAUUUCCUCGGCUCUAAUGGCGAGUCUUUGCCCCAAUACUUGCGCUUCCUGUCGGACGCUGGGACUUCUCAAGGCUGGCUCAAGACCGACGCAUACUCUGGGCACGUCUACAAAUGGGUCAAGCAGGAUGCUUGCCUCUCGUUUCGUCAGAUCGUCUUCAAGAGCUCCCAAGGUGCCGCAAACUACACCGCUGCUGACCAAGCCGGCGUUGGCAAUCCGGCGCAAGCCGCACAGGAUUUGUUCGAAAGUAUCAAGGCCGGUCAGAGGCCCGGAUGGAAAGUAUACGCCCAAGUCAUGACCCCCCAAGAUGCGGAGAAGUUCCGUUACAACGUCUUGGACCUUACAAAGGAAUGGAGAGAGGAUCUUGUGCCCCUGAAUGAGAUCGGAAAAGUCGAGUUAACUCAGAAUCCUACGAACUACUUUGCUGAGGUCGAGCAGGCUGCUUUCACCCCUGGAAACAUCAUCGAUGGAUGGGAGCCCAGCGACGACCCUGUUCUGCAACUGCGUCUCUUUGCUUACACGGAUGCCCAGCGAUACCGGCUCGGAGCAAAUUACCAGCAGAUCCCCGUCAACUGUCCUAUGAACGCCGUUGCCAAUUAUCAGCGUAACGGGGCCGCUUCCUACCUGGGAAACCAAGGAAGUCGUCCGGCCUUUGAUGCGAGUUACGCGCAUCUGGCGGUGGCCCCACGAGCCUACAAUAACGACAACCACACCAUCUGGAAAAGCGGCGCCAUUCGAUACCUCAGUCAGGUUUCUGCAGUCGACUUCGAACAGCCGAGGUAUUUUUACGACAACUUGUCUCCGGAUCAAAAGCAAAGUCUCGUAGGGAACUUUGCGGGCGGUUUGUCCCAGGUCAAGAACCCUAGCGUCGUCAACAGAGCCCUGCAAGUCGUCCAACAAGCUAGUCCUGAGCUCGCCCAAAGGGUCUACUUCGCCAUGUCCGCUUAUCGGGCUCAAUCUAGCUAA